Molecule: messenger RNA, 2209 nt
Organism: Gilbertella persicaria
Lineage: Eukaryota; Fungi; Mucoromycota; Mucoromycetes; Mucorales; Choanephoraceae
Exons: 5
Coding region: 32-2209 (725 amino acids)
Biological process (GO): sphingomyelin catabolic process; glycerophospholipid catabolic process; ceramide biosynthetic process
Molecular function (GO): sphingomyelin phosphodiesterase D activity
Source: RefSeq, a predicted model, not a curated record
CUUCCCUUGAUAAAUUAAAAUUAGAUUGUUUAUGGAGAACAACAAAGUCUUUCAAGAUCGCAACGUUAUUGGUAUAUGCGAGUAUAUCACAAGCUAUUGUGAAUUGUAUAUCAAUGCGACAAACAAAAUAUCAUCUUAUUCUGCACGACCACUCUAUACUUUUUUACCAACACUUUUGGUCUAUAUUUUUGGUGCUCCCAAUACAAGAGGUUGGAUUCAGACAGAUAUACCUGCUCCACAAGAACAAGCUAUUAAAAGCUUACUUUCAGUCAAUGGUUCAUUUAUUCAAGCAUUGAAAAAACUAAGCUUUCACUCUGAAUACUCGUAUGAUUUAGUCACCGACAGUCUUCCUGCAGAUGUAAAAAAAGUCCUCUCAGCAGGUGCUAUUCAAUUACUACCUCGAGUCUACAGUAAUUGUUCUUAUGUCAAUAUUGCCUCUCAAUCCAACACUAUUGAUUUACGAGCAGCAGCUACACGACAAUCAACACUACUACCUUCAAAUGCAGGUGGAGAAAGAGUCAUUCGACUCAACAUGAUUCAACUCUAUCUGUUUUAUUUUCUACAUGUACCUACUUGGCCACCAUUGGCUCAACCCACACUGCCACAACCACCAACACCAUCCAAUCCUGGCCUCCAUGCCACGCCCAGAAUACCUUCCCUCUAUAACAAUACAAAUACGACAGUCUCUACUACCACAUCUACCUCAAUUCAAUACCAAAUACUCGGUAAUGUACGAUCCAUCACACUUAGUGUGUACGGUGCUAUCUUUGAGGAAUAUGCAGCCUAUUUUAUGCCCCUGACAUCAAAUGCCACAUUCCCAAAAUUUGUGAAUACUUUCUUUUUGGAUGCCUGUGUUGAAUUAUGGAUCCGUACACCUUGGGUAGCACCCAACCAAAAGUUGAGCACAGAAUUCAUGCAGUUCAUUACUGCCUUUGUCAAAUACAUUACUCGACAUGAUUUGAGACAAUGCAUGCACGGUUCGAAUCCUGUUUUGACUGAAGUGUAUCAAACGGUCAAGAAUGAAUUGUAUAUGUUGAUAUCACGAUUAGCGUUGAAUUGGAGUCACCAUGAUGAUUAUAUUGCAGUCGUUGAACUAUGGGCCAUUUGGUCCGCACCAUGGAAAUUAGGCGAACAACCUACCAGUGCUGAAAAAGUACACUAUGCACCAAUUGCUCAAGGAUGGGUGCCUUGGAUGUUAGAAAAUCUUCCUUUUUAUGUGUUGUUGGUGGACAUAUUCUUACAGCGUACAAGUACAUUUAUGUAUAAAGAUGCCAUGCCACAACCAUCUACAUCAAUGAUAAGCACUACUACAUCAUAUGGAGACCAAACAACCAUUCGAGGCAAUUUACGUAUCUUGUAUCGCAUUAUCAAUGUACUGAAAGCCGAAAACUUAGUGGAUUUUUUGGCUUGUGCUGAACAAGGACUCAAAGCCAUACGACCUGGUGUUGCAUUGAGUGUGGCAGUUAACAGCAUAUCGGAUCCUUUCAAAUACAUUUCCAAUCUCUGUUAUGGUACAGAGCAGAUGGAUUUCCUUGUACUUGAUAAAUUCAAGAUUGCUUUCCAUUUGCUUGGGCAAAUUGAAGGAGAAGUAUGGAGACCAAGAGGACUGUAUUCCAAUGACAUUGAACCAAGAUCUGAAGCAUUACUUAAGACACUCUCUAUGCUUCAUAAUGCAAUUAUGGCACGCAUGGAUAGUAACUCCAAUAAAGCAUCAAGCCAAUUAGUACAAUUAAGAGAAGCCUAUGAAUUAAUACAUACUAUCUUUAAGGUCACAGAUAUGGAUGGAAUAUUUACCGAUGUAUCUGGCUCUUCCAAGACACAAGCAACACAAAAACCACCUCUAGAAAUGUAUAAACCCAAGCUGGCACAAGGAAGCAAAGAAGGAUUUUUGACUCCAGAAGAGAAGAAGGCAGUGAUAGAAGGAAAAAUGUUUUGUUCGUAUGAUAAUAUUCAUGCCAUGGGAAUCAGAGCAAAGACAUUUGUUCGUUCUUACGAAUUUAAAUGGAUGGUGCAGUGGACACUAGAAAAUGAUCCUAAACUAAAUUGUUAUUAUAAUUAUUAUUGCCCUGAAAAUUGGCGGCCCAAGUUUUUUCCCAAAGAACUUACCUUUAGACCAUGGGCUCGCCGAUCAACUUUGAUUUAUACAGUGUUAUUGACGUUGCUACUUAUUUAUACCUUUUUUAAGAUGAUAUGUAAACUUUUAUUCUAA